AAAGAUGGCGGAUGGCUUCGCAAAUUUUCUAUCGUCUCUAAAUUUUACAGCAUUGUAUUUGGAUCGAUUUAAGGAUACAGGUUAUGAUGACAUUGGUUUGUUAAUCGAUGCAACCAACGAAGAACUGAACCAGAUGUUUGAUAUUGUGGGUAUGUCUACCAAGCCUGGUCAUGUUUUGAAAUUCAAGAAGUCUUUGGAAAGUCUCAAGCUGGCAAGAACUAUUAAAACUGAUGCUGAUAAAGCCUGCGUUGGUGGAUCAUUGUCAGAAUUAUUGCCUGAAAAGGAUCUCAACUUGCAAGCAACAAAUAUUCAGAAACCUCAAGUUGAGCGAAUGAACAGACAAAAGACUAUCUCAUUUGUUACUGGCAAGUUUGUUGUUGGUGGAGAUGCAGAUGUUAAAAAUGUCAAACCAUGGGAGAAGUUCUACAUUCCAAAUGUGAAGACAGAUAGGUUAACAUACUACAACUCUAUUACUGAAAAUGUGUAUAAAUCUGCAUACUCAAAGAAGCAGUCCUCUUUUCAAGCUUACUUAGAAGGACAACGAAAAUUUCGCUGGGGCAUUAAAGUGGAAUUAGAAAAUAUCCAGAAAGUAUUUGAGUCCUACCAACGAGGAGUGGUUCCAAAAGAGAAUAUAAACUUGGAAAGGUAUCAAUCUGCAGCCAUACCAGCUGAUGUAAAGGUAGAAGAUGUUAGCAAGUGUCAAAGAGCAUGGAAACAUAUGGAAGGAACUUUGUUUUCUGUGAGAAACAUGAAGGAAAAGUUAAUGGGUCGAAGAAAGGGGUUGUUGGAUGUAAACAUGUUUCCAAAAGUUUGGGCAAAUGAUGAAAUAGGUUUCAUAGACACUUCUGUUGAACAACUAACACCCAUUUUGAAUAGUGUUGAGAGUCUUGUUUAA
Molecule: messenger RNA, 895 nt
Organism: Dendronephthya gigantea
Lineage: Eukaryota; Metazoa; Cnidaria; Anthozoa; Malacalcyonacea; Nephtheidae
Exons: 2
Coding region: 5-895 (296 amino acids)
Biological process (GO): regulation of DNA-templated transcription
Cellular component (GO): nucleus
Molecular function (GO): transcription coregulator activity
Source: RefSeq, a predicted model, not a curated record